Carassius gibelio (silver crucian carp) is the source of this 2136-nucleotide messenger RNA. RefSeq names its product leucine-rich repeat-containing protein 58. The record is from RefSeq and is a predicted model, not a curated record. Lineage: Eukaryota; Metazoa; Chordata; Actinopteri; Cypriniformes; Cyprinidae. Bases 194 to 1249 code for a protein of 351 amino acids. Gene Ontology annotation, molecular function: protein binding. The transcript has 4 exons.
CUGUCAGGCGCGUGCACUUCGCACAGUCCCGUCACUUAAGGCAAAGGGGAUAUAUAUAAUAAAUGUGUAUGGAUUAUAAUUCAAGACUAAACCUCCGAAGUGAAAACUUUUUAGAUCGUUGCCCCGUUAAAAAGUGUGAUACUCUGAUUAAUUGCAUUUCUGUUUUAUUAUUUUGCUUUGCUAAAUAGUCCAUAUGGCUCAUUUCCCAAGCAUGGACGACAAGUGUGCUGUUUUACAUUUAUCGCGUCUGCAGCUGGACGACUUGAUCUUGGAUCAUCUCACGGACAGUAAAAGACAACAAAUCCAGCAGCUGCAUCUCACUUAUAAUCGUUUAUUGCUUCUUCCACCUUCUGUUUGUUUCCUGUCUAACCUGGAACACCUGGACAUCAGCAACAAUGCGCUCACAGUCAUGCCAGAGGACAUUAUGCGCCUAACAAACCUGAAGACGUUUGUAGCAAAGAACAAUCUUCUGGACGAGUCCUCGUUCCCUAAAGAGUUUGAACGCAUGCAGGUGGAGACUCUGAAUCUGAGUGGGAACAGGUUUGGGGAGAUUCCCGUGCAGUUUCUCAAAAUGACCACACUACAGUCCCUGUCACUUGGAGGAAACAGACUGAAGACUAUCCCGGCAGAAAUAGAGAAACUGACCAGUCUGGAGUUGCUGUAUUUGGGAGGGAACCUCAUCUCCUUCAUCCCACCUGAGGUUGCUAACCUCACCAGUCUGAGAUAUCUGGUUCUAUGUGACAAUCGCAUCCAAAGCAUACCGCCCCAGCUCAACAAACUACACUCCCUGCUCUCUCUCAGUCUCCACAACAACCUGCUGACCUUCCUCCCUCGUGAGAUCCUCAGCCUCGUCCAUUUGCAGGAGCUCAGUCUGCGUGGAAACCCUCUUGUUGUGCGCUUCAUCAAGGAUAUGACCUACGACCCUCCAUCCUUGACGGAGUUGGCAGGACGCACCAUCAAGUCCCAGAACCUUCCGUUCAGCUCGUGUGACCUACCGUCCAAUCUGAACCAUUAUUUAAACUUGGCUAGCAAAUGUCCCAACCCAAAGUGUGCAGGUGUUUACUUCGACUCAUGCGUGAGGCACAUCAAGUUUGUGGAUUUCUGUGGGAAGUACCGCCUGCCGCUCAUGCAUUACCUCUGUUCCCCGCAGUGUUCCUCUCCCUGCAGCUCAAACCCACAGAGCGACGCGGAGUCAGAGGAGGAGAACAGCGUCCCUGCAGACAGGCUCCAGAGAGUGCUGCUGGGAUAGGACAGACAGACCAGUUACCUGUCACAGCAUUUCCAUUAAAUACUUAAUUUCAUGUUUUUGUAGACCAAUUAAAUGCUAAAAACACUUUGACCCAUAAGAGAUGGGUUUUAGAACUGUUUUAGUGACUCGACAAAAAAAAAAUGUACUGGCUAUUUAGCUUAACUGUGAUUAAUACAGGUAGGUUUAAACUGUAAAUCAAACUUAAAGUGAUAGUUGCCUCAAAAAUGUUGUCAUUUUCUCAUUGUCAUGUCACACUACUUCAGAUAUGUCACAAAUUCCUUUAUUUGGAUGAUUUUAAAAGACAUUUGAUAUUGUAUAUUGUCACAUGGACUACUUUUAUAGUUAUUUUAUGGUGUUUUUGUCUGUUUUUGAUCAUUUAACUUUUGCGUUUCAUGGAGAACAAAAGCUAAUUGGUUUGAAAUCUCACAAGGGUGAGUAAAAAAGAAAAAGAAAAAAAAGAACCUACUAAUGAUUCCUACUAAUGUUUCUCAUUAGGCAUCUGAAACAUUUGCAUCUUGCCUAAAACAGUAUUUUGAGUAGGUCAGCUUGACAUGCAAUCAGAGAACAAACGGACCGCUUUGCACCUCUGGAAAAUGUGAUCAAUACGUGAACAGUUACUCUUUGAGCUCUUCUUUGUAUUGAUUGUUAAUCUCCCCUAAUUUUUCUGUCCAAGGGUCAGGUUAUAGACUAUGAUGGCUACUUCGCAAAAUUUGAAAAUGAAUGGAAAGCUGUUAUUCAUGACACAACCUUGUAAAUAGUUACACGCCAAAGGACACUUUUUGUAUUUUGUCUCAUUGUCAGAAGUUUGGUUUGAGAUCAGUAUUAAAUGGUUUACUGUCUCUAAAAGAGUUCAUAAUGACCUCAAUAGUAAUAAAACGUAGAUAUCA